Caenorhabditis auriculariae is the source of this 976-nucleotide messenger RNA. The record is from the annotation of a GenBank genome assembly. Lineage: Eukaryota; Metazoa; Nematoda; Chromadorea; Rhabditida; Rhabditidae.
AUGCAUCCAUCAGCCGGUGGAAAGAAGACGUGCGGAUGCCGCCCAGGUUUCAACGGCUUGCGCAACGGGCCUUCUGCUCGUCUUUUCAAGCGCCCUUCUCAACAUUGCCCGCAUUUCCUCAUAAACAUCAUUUGUCAUUUGUCAAUGUGCGUGACAAAUGCUUUAUUUUUCCGGUGUUUCACGCCUUCUGGUCCGACAUCCGCGCAUUUGGCGUCCGCUGUGACAGUCGUCGGCUCAUCUCCGCGGCUUGCCUUUGUCUUGGAUAGACAGGAAAAUAUCUUUGGAGUUGAAAAAUGACCAAAGUUGCAUCGAAAAAUCCGAAAUUGGUGUUUCUGUUACAAAAAACAUACAAAAAAAAUUUUUUUGUUCCACCACUUUCGUUUAUGAAGUUUGUUCUACCUGAUACUUUCUAUACUGUAGUCAUGACAACUGUUGUUUCUAACACCUUUGUGGACUUUCAAUUGGCAGCAACAAAAUAACUUUGUUUCAAAAAGAUUGAGCUUAUGCAAAUUUGUGUGCAGAAAAAUUUUCUUAUCUUUUCGGAUGGUAAUGCAUUUUAUAUUGAACCAAGUCCUGGAAAGUGCUAAUAUAAUUUAGCUUACUUUAAAAACUAAGACCAUUACAGCCAAAGUAGAUUUUUAAUUCAGGAGAUUCCACGUUUUUAUGACUCUUCCCAUAUCUCCAUUUGAUUCUUUUUUCAUAAUCUUUGUUAUUUCCAAAGAAAAUCCUGCUACCUUCAGCUGCUCAUAAAUAAACUAAAAGCCGAUCGGCGCGGUAGUUUACAGCAAUCGGACACGAUAAAACAGUUUAUAUAGCCGUCUACCUUCACAGGUGCUCGUGUUGUGGUAAGAUUUGGGGAGACUCCGGCUCGUGCCGAUAUUUCCUGGCGACUGGCGGUUGCGUAACGGAUGCCUUCUGCCGGACCAUCAGCCUUCCGGCCAACGAUCUCGCCAAACGUCUCCGAGCGGCCAAUUAG